Messenger RNA from Hippocampus zosterae (dwarf seahorse), 730 nucleotides. It is a transcript of the gene ponzr1, whose product is annotated as plac8 onzin related protein 1. The record is from RefSeq and is a predicted model, not a curated record. The transcript has 3 exons. NCBI's taxonomy places the organism in Eukaryota, Metazoa, Chordata, Actinopteri, Syngnathiformes, Syngnathidae. Bases 24 to 443 code for a protein of 139 amino acids.
CACAUUUUCUGGCCCCUCCAGACAUGGCCUACUACCAGCCCCCCUCCCAGGCCAUCUAUCAGCAGCCCACCCGGGUGGUGACCCAAGUGGUGACCAAUUCUUUCCGUCACUCCACCUGGAGCACUGGGAUCUGUGAUUGCUGCAGCGACAUGGGCACUUGUUGCUGCGGCCUGUGCUGCUUCCCUUGCAUGCAGUGCCAGACGGCCAGCGAGCACGGCUGGUGCUGCGCCAUGCCGUUGCUUGACUUCUGCUGCAUCGUGUCAUGCAUGCUCCGCUCGUCCAUCAGGGAGCGCCACGGGAUCCCGGGUUCUUGCUGCGACGACUGCUGCAAGCUGAUGUGGUGUUUCCCGUGCACGUGGUGCCAGAUGAACCGCGAGGUGAAGAUCAGGGCCAGAGAGGGCACCACGUCCACUGUCAACACGCAGAUCAUCAGGACCGUGUAGAGCCUCCCAGCGCCCGGCCACACAGCACGACAAUCCCCGUCGUAAUGUUGUGCGCACGACGAGUUCCCACGACAGUUUUCGGUUCAACCAACAUUCUGUUGGGAGUGUUGACAUUUCUAUCCUUUUGUAUAACACGUUGGCGUCAUGUGAUGGUGCCAAAAGUCCGCUAUAUUCACGUUUUUCACUUAGCAGAGCUUUCAGUGUGACAUUGAUCACGAUUAUGUUCAUGUUUGGUUACGUUUAAAGCGCAUUAAAAAAAAGGAUUUUCCAAAGUGCGUGUACAGUGA